This is a messenger RNA of Loa loa (African eye worm), 306 nucleotides long. RefSeq lists its product as hypothetical. The record is from RefSeq and is a predicted model, not a curated record. Lineage: Eukaryota; Metazoa; Nematoda; Chromadorea; Rhabditida; Onchocercidae. Gene Ontology annotation, molecular function: actin binding. The transcript is spliced from 3 exons. The annotation marks the transcript as partial.
AUGAAAUAUGCAAAAGGUUUGGCUCAUAAAACAGCAUUAUCAGGAAUACGAAUACAAGCAUUGUUAAAAAAAAUUGAGGAAAGACAACAUAUAGAUGAAUUACUUCCAUCCAAUAUACCACAAAAUGAUCAAAUAAAUGAAACAUUGUCAUCAUCGUCAUCUAUUCAUUCCAUUGAUCAGUACCAAAAUAAUAAAUUAUUAGCUGAAAUUCGUAGUGGAGUACAAUUGCGCCAUGUUGUACCAAAUGAGCAUAAACAAUGCACUGAAAUGCUUUAUGAUAAAACAUCCGCGAAAUUAUUUAUUCCG